Gloeophyllum trabeum ATCC 11539 is the source of this 291-nucleotide messenger RNA. RefSeq lists its product as uncharacterized. Lineage: Eukaryota; Fungi; Basidiomycota; Agaricomycetes; Gloeophyllales; Gloeophyllaceae. The record is from RefSeq and is a predicted model, not a curated record. The transcript has 2 exons. The annotation marks the transcript as partial.
CUAGAGGCCGCAAAUGGGAAGGAGAUCGAGAUGAUUAAUGUUGAGCAGGAACCAGGGAUUGAAGUGAUGGCAUUUUCGCUGAAGGAACUGGUGGAGACAUAUGGUGCCCAGACAGCGGAGCUGGCAAUGGAUUCAACAUGGAAAACCAAUGUUGCCUCCUAUGAGCUGUAUGCCCUUGUUGGCGAGGCAAAUUGCCAGGCGUUACCGAUGGGCUUUGUCUUGACAGCAAUAACAGAUGGCUCAGCGACAAAGGGCACAAAGAAAUGGAUGCUUACUCAGAUACUCAGAUAG